This is a messenger RNA of Ceratitis capitata (Mediterranean fruit fly), 1954 nucleotides long. RefSeq lists its product as uncharacterized. The transcript is spliced from 4 exons. The record is from RefSeq and is a predicted model, not a curated record. Gene Ontology annotation, cellular component: nucleus. Gene Ontology annotation, molecular function: DNA binding; nucleosome binding. Bases 109 to 1845 code for a protein of 578 amino acids. Lineage: Eukaryota; Metazoa; Arthropoda; Insecta; Diptera; Tephritidae.
AAUCUGAUUUUUCGUUUGCAAAAGUUAUUAAGAACGGAAGGUAAUUUAGGGGUGAAAUGUUGUUUCUUUGCACGUGCGCAGUGAGCCCUGGAAUAAUAACAUACACAAAUGAGAAAGGCGAGCUGGAAACUGCAUAGCAUUAAUAAAAAACUUCAGUAUUUCGCGAAUCUGGUUAGUGUUGAAACAAUCUCCCAUCAUACAGCAUCUGCCAAUAUUUUAAGAGUAAAUUUAAAUCUUGCACAUCAAUUUGGUGCAAGUAUGGUAAUUCAGCGCAAUUGGAAAAUAUUAAGCGAUGGAGGUUCAUCUUCCGCUUCUUCAACAGAAGCUAAUCGAUCACCAAUUGGUCUUCAGUCUUCUUCUGAUGACUCUAAUUGUUCUAAUCAAACUACACAUUCUAUGGCUACAAGUGUAGCAAGUCCUCACGAAAAAUUAGAAGUACAGUCUUCACUUUCAACAGUACAACAAAUGCCAACCAUAGCUCGAGUUGCUGCAAAUAACGUUACAUCUUUGAAUGUCACUAAAAUAAAUUCGCACGAUUCUAUGAAAUAUGUGACUACAAUUCAUAUGUCUGAGACACUGCUACAGAGAUUACGACAGCGUUUAAGCUGCCAGGUACAGGUUAGUGGUACGGGUACCACUGCAGAAUCAGCAGUCCGUUCUCUCGAAUUGCUACGGAUUAGUAUUCAAAAGUCUUUCAAUCAUGAAAUAGAUGUCAUUAUUAAGCAAUAUAUGGAGACAUAUUUUAAACCAGCUUUAAAGAACAUAAAGGAGAAUUUGGGGCAAAAUAUAGUAUCCGAGGAAGUUUUGCAAAAGAUGACAUGUGCACUACUCGAAAAUGCGAAAGCACCAUAUAUUUUACAGAAUUUUGGUUAUGGAGAGGCAAACAGUUUACGAUUCGCUGUUAGACGCCCACUAGCAAAGCCGGUUGAACUAAGUGAGCUGCCUACAAAAAAAUUAAGGACCAGCAGUGCACAACAGCAUGUGCAAGCCAUAGCUCCUAGUACUGCUAUUAGUAUUACUGAGUGCUCUUCAAAUAUGAACACUUUUGUAAAUUCUACUGCUACAGCUCAGUUACCGUUGCAGAGACAAAUACAGACGGUGGCUGCUGCCACCCCCAUUCGCAGACAAAUAUUUUGGAAUACAGCACAUAUCUCAACAACAACUAAAUUUGUAUUGGAUGUGCAAGCCAACCAAGCUUUUGGUUUUGGAACUGAUGGAAAAGAGCGUCUCACUGGCAAGCAUCCGGAAUUAAUACGUUAUUUACCUGAUAAUGAAGAUCGGGAGUGGUUAUGUUCUCAAAACUUACUACCUGUACAAAACCGUGAUUCUCGUAUACUGUUUCUGAUAUACGACGAAGUGUGUCGAUUGAAACAAACGCAUGAAAUAUAUCGAGCAAAAACAAAUAUAGAUCUGAAUAUUAUGAAUUCGUUUACACUACCAGAAUAUAUGGUGCAGAAAAUUAAACAGUUCUUUGUAAACUUGAAUAUAAAAUCCCGCGGUUUGAUUACAAACUCAUUUUCAGUAACUACUGGUCCACAGGGAAACAGCCACCUACGAAAUGCUUUGCUGCAGGGAGUAGCUACGCAGAACAACAAUAUUAAUAUUAGAGAAAUAAGUUCUUCUAAUAUGAAUAUAGUUUGUUCAGCUACAACGGCAGAAACAUCUUUCGCCAGUAAUACUAAUGUGCUGGGAAGCAGCAAUCAUGCCACCAGCUCCAGCGAUAUAAGCGCACUAGUAAAGCCUAGCACAUUGAGUUCAUCACACGCCACCCUCACCGCUUUGCUUAAUAACUCCACCAAUCCACCUACUCAAGAGAAAAGUACCAUAGCUAAAUUAAGCAAAUGAAAUUAAAAAAUUUAACACACCAUUUAGAUAGACUUUAAGUAUAAUGUUUUGGAAUGCACAUAUGAAAUUAACGUAAUAAAUAUUAUGACCGAGAAACAUUUCCACUUAA